This is a messenger RNA of Lingula anatina, 702 nucleotides long. RefSeq lists its product as uncharacterized. NCBI's taxonomy places the organism in Eukaryota, Metazoa, Brachiopoda, Lingulata, Lingulida, Lingulidae. The record is from RefSeq and is a predicted model, not a curated record.
AUGUCGAAUCAGGGACCACUCUUUAAUUUUCGCCGUAGUGAGAACAAUUAUGAAUACGGGACUCACAUAUGGGCUAUUGUGAGUGGAUCAUUGUACCUUCGUCCUUUGAUAAAGGAACCAUAUGGUGAAGCACAGUCCUACUACCUCCCUGUACUUUCCAAUACUGCCUGGGUCUACGCUGGCUUUACGUACGAUUUCCAGACUGGGAUGGUUAAGUUGUGGGUGAACGGGGUCGAGGCAGGUCAGCUUCAGAAUACCCCUCAGCUGAAUCUUAUCACCGAUACCCCUGUGCGUAUGGGAGCCAGACACAGCUCCGCAGCAGAUACGAGAUAUUUUUCUGGUGCCAUUAAGUGUGUCCAAUGGUACGGAACUGUUUUAUCUGCAGAACAGAUCCAGCAGACCGUAGAACUGUGCAGAGAGCCUAUUUAUGGUGCACAGCUUAAGGUUCACCAAGGCUACGUUAUGGGUAUUGACGCAUCCCUUACAUACAGGACCGAGCAUGACGUCCACUCCCUCACAGAAUGUGCCGCCCUCUGUUGCCGAGACUGCAGCUGUCUAUCAGUGAAUUUUUUGGAGACUACGGCAACCUGUGAGCUCAGCAAGUACUCCAACGUCUACAACAGCAGCCUAGAGCUUACCCGACGUUCAGACCGCGAGGUGUACGCCGAACUGUUGCAUCCUGGAAAUAAAUUGUACCACUAA